Molecule: messenger RNA, 2653 nt
Organism: Neltuma alba
Lineage: Eukaryota; Viridiplantae; Streptophyta; Magnoliopsida; Fabales; Fabaceae
Product: pentatricopeptide repeat-containing protein At1g71460, chloroplastic
Exons: 2
Coding region: 409-2487 (692 amino acids)
Biological process (GO): RNA modification
Molecular function (GO): RNA binding; protein binding
Source: RefSeq, a predicted model, not a curated record
CAAUUGUUGCCAGCGGGUGCGAAUCCAUGUUAUCUUCUCCUACUUCGCCAGCUGACAACCUUGUUUUGCCUCCCACGACUCGCCGUGCGUCCGAACCCCUCUUCCAAUCUCCAUCCUGGCAUCUCCUCUCUGUAGCGACCAGUGUGUGUCCGGCGUCCCUUCCCUGCAGUCAGGCCGUGCCGCUCUUCCAAUCUCCAUCUCGGUACCCCCCCUCGCCCAGUCGCCUACUCGCGGUGCCCCUCUCCCCCCUUUCUGUGACGUCGUGACGUUGGAGUCAACCGUUAGAGGCUUGGAGCUGUGUCGUUUAGCUAAAGUUGAGGCACAGUGAAGUGAAGCGCAGUGGAGGGAAUCUGAAUGUAUCAGCUGGCUGCCAUCCAACUUUAAAUUGGAUAUUUGUCAAUAAAGGCCAUGGAAAACUCACUUUCAGCUACUGCAACACUGUCUCUGCACUUGCAUUGUUUCCCUUCUAACACCAUAACCAGUACCAAACAUAACAGUUCCCGCAUAUUCAAGUUCAGAGCUUCUACUCAAUCUCUCUCAGUUUCUUGCGAAGCACCUCCAACAUUAGGCUACAAAAUACAGAAAUUCUCCUCUGACAAGGUGAAACCUUUUGCAGAAAAAGAUGCAUUCCCUUCAUCAUUACCCCUCCACAACAAAAACCCACGUUCCAUUUACAAGGACAUUAAGAAAUUUGCUAGGGAGAACCAGCUGCGAAAAGCUCUUAUCAUUCUGGACUACAUGGACCAACGGGGUAUCCCUGUGAACCCCACGACAUUCUCUGCCUUAAUUGCUGCUUGUGUUCGCACCAAAUCCUUGAAAGAGGGAAGAGAGAUUCACACCCAUAUUCGGAUUAAUGGGCUUGAAAAGAAUGAAUUUUUACGCACAAAGCUUGUACAUAUGUACACAUCUUGUGGCUCUUUGGAAGAAGCUAAACAAUUAUUUGAAGAUUGCUCUUGUUGGAGUGUAUAUCCCUGGAAUGCCUUACUUAGAGGAACUGUGAUUUCUGGUAAGAAGCAAUAUCGUGAUGUGCUUGCAACUUUUUCAGAAAUGCGCGCAUUGGGGAUUGAAUUGAAUGUAUACUCUUUCUCAAGUGUUAUCAAAAGCUUUGCUGGUGCACCUGCACUUUUUCAAGGAUUGAAGACUCAUGCCCUUUUAAUUAAGAAUGGUUUAGUUGACAGUUCCAUUCUUCGGACAAGUUUGAUUGAUAUGUAUUUUAAGUGUGGCAAGGUUAGGCUUGCCCACCGUGUGUUUGAGGAAACUCUUGAGAGAGAUGUUGUGGCAUGGGGAGCAAUGAUUGCUGGUUUUGCACAUAACAGGUUGUAUAGGGAGGCAUUGGAGUAUGUAAGGUGGAUGGUAGAGGAAGGAAGAAAGCCAAAUUCAGUUAUAAUGACCACUAUUCUUCCUGCAAUUGGUGAAGUUUGUGCACGAAGGCUAGGGCAGGAGGUUCAUGCUUAUGUACUGAAAACAAAAUCAUAUUCUAAGCAAGUACCAAUUCAGUCUGCUUUAAUUGAUAUGUAUUGCAAGUGUGGGGACCUGAGUUCAGGAAGACGGGUGUUUUAUGGCUCAAUGGAGAGAAAUGUCAUUUGUUGGACCGCCCUGAUGUCAGGUUAUGCCAUUAAUGGGAGACUAGAGCAGGCACUAAGAUCUACAAUUUGGAUGCAGCAAGAAGGGUUCAAGCCUGAUAUUGUCACAGUUGCUACUGCUCUUCCAAUUUGUGCUGAGUUAAGGGCUCUCAAACAAGGGAAGGAGAUUCAUGCUUAUUCCUUGAAAAAUGGGUUUUUACCUAACGUAUCUAUAGUUUCUUCUUUGAUGGUAAUGUACUCUAAGUGCCGAAUAAUUGAUUACUCCGUGAAACUAUUUGAUCACAUGGAGCACAGAAACGUGAUUUUGUGGACAGCCAUGAUUGAUUCAUUUAUAGAAAAUGGGAAUUUAUAUGAAGCACUUGAUGUGAUUAGGUCAAUGCAACUGUCAAACCAACGGCCAGACUCAGUUACCAUAGCUAGGAUGCUGAAUGUUUGUGGUGACCUCAAACUUUCAGAGCUUGGGAAAGAGAUUCAUGGCCAGGUCUUGAAAAGGGAUCUUGCAUCAGUUCAUUAUGUUUCUGCUGAACUUAUGAAUAUGUAUGGGACUUGUGGAGAUGUUAGCAAAGCAAAGUUGGUCUUUGAUGCGGUCCCUGUUAAGGGUUCAAUGACAUGGACUGCUCUUAUAAAGGCGUAUGGUUAUAAUGAAUUGUAUCAAGAUGCAAUUGACCUUUUUUAUCAGAUGAAAUCGAAAGGUUUUACUCCAAACCACUUCACUUUCCAAGCAACUCUAUCUCUAUGUGAGAGAGCUGGAUUUGUUGAUGAAGCUUGUAAUAUCUUCAAUUUAAUGUUAAGUACAUAUAAGAUUGAAGCAUCGAAAGAGCACUAUGAUAUAAUGAUCCGACUUCUGACACGUUAUGGUCGACUAGAGGAGGCUCAACGAUACAUAGAAAUGAGUUCUUUGUAGCAGAGGUUGAUAAGAUUCUCAGUUUAUCAGAUACAUAUAUUGUCAAACAAUCUCACAUUCUGCUUUUGAAUCAAAAGUAGAAUUGACAUUUGCAUAUAGACAUAUUAAUUAUGUAAACAACUGUAAGUAUGUGUAUCAUACUCCUACUAGAUGUUCUACUCUCUCA